CCUUUUUCACCUCAUCACAAAAAUCAGUCACAAUCAGCCGCCAGACACACACACACACGCACUCAGUGAGCUCUGCAAAUCAAUCAUCAACAAUGGCGUUCGCAUCUCCCCUCACUCCAUCAUAUUCCUUACCCAAUCUCUCUUCCAUGCCCAAGAAUUCCAUCACAACACUCAACAAGAUCUACCCUUCCACUCUCCUACAUCGACCCCCCAUUUUCAGAGUGUGUUGCAAUUCUCAGUUGCAAGGAAGGGACUCGUCGAAUUUUAACCUGUUUGCUUCAGUCACUAGUGCAGAUGUUCUACUGGACGAAGCUGUCGAGCAAGUUAAACUUCCAAAAGGCAACACUUGGUCCAUUCAUAAAUUUGGUGGCACCUGUGUUGGAACUUCUGAAAGAAUACAAAAUGUUGCCAACAUUGUUGUUAAGGAUGAGUCAGAGAGAAAAUUGGUUGUCGUGUCUGCAAUGUCAAAGGUGACGGAUAUGAUGUAUGAUCUUAUACACAAGGCACAGGCUCGGGAUGAUUCCUAUGUAACUGCACUGGAUGCUGUUCUGGAGAAGCACAAGUCGACAGCAAUUGAUCUUCUCAAGGGAGAUGAUCUGAACAAAUUCUUGGCACAGUUGCAUAAGGACAUAAACAACCUGAAGGCCAUGCUGCGUGCAAUAUAUAUCGCUGGCCACGCAACUGAAUCCUUUUCUGACUUUGUGGCUGGACAUGGCGAGUUAUGGUCAGCAGAAUUACUGUCUUCCGUUAUCAGAAAGAGUGGAUUAAAAUGUGCUUGCAUGGACACUAGAGAUGUCCUCGUGGUAAAUCCUACAAGUUCUGAUCAAGUUGACCCAGAUUACGUGGAGUCAGGCCAAAGACUUGAGAAGUGGUACUCCCAAAAUUCAUCUGACAUAAUUGUUGCGACUGGGUUUAUUGCCAGUACACCUGAGAAUAUUCCCACAACUUUGAAGCGAGACGGAAGUGACUUUUCUGCUGCUAUCAUGGGUGCCCUGUUCAAAGCACGUCAAGUGACGAUUUGGACAGACGUGGAUGGUGUGUACAGUGCAGAUCCCAGAAAAGUUAGUGAGGCUGUGGUUUUGAACAAAUUGUCUUAUCAGGAGGCAUGGGAAAUGUCAUACUUUGGGGCAAAUGUCUUACAUCCUCGAACAAUUAUUCCUGUCAUGAAAUAUGACAUUCCAAUUGUAAUAAGAAAUAUUUUCAACCUCUCUGCACCCGGUACAACAAUCUGCCGACCUGCUGAUUUUGAAAAUGAAGAUGGAUUGGAGUUUACAGUUAAAGGGUUUGCAACAAUAGACAACUUGGCCCUUGUAAAUGUUGAAGGAACUGGAAUGGCUGGGGUUCCAGGUACUUCUAGUGCUAUUUUCGGUGCUGUGAAAGAUGUAGGAGCAAAUGUGAUUAUGAUAUCCCAGGCCAGUAGUGAGCAUUCCGUGUGUUUUGCUGUGCCUGAAAAAGAAGUCAAGGCUGUUGCUGCAGCAUUAGAGUCUAGAUUUCGCCAGGCCUUGAGUGCUGGUCGUCUUUCUCAGAUUGCGGUAAUUCCCAAUUGUAGCAUUUUAGCUGCAGUCGGACAGAAAAUGGCAAGUACCCCAGGGGUUAGUGCCACACUUUUCAGUGCACUUGCCAAGGCUAAUAUCAAUAUACGUGCUAUAGCCCAAGGCUGCUCGGAGUAUAAUGUCACCGUAGUUGUGAAACGGGAAGACUGUGUAAAGGCAUUACGAGCUGUGCACUCCAGAUUUUAUCUAUCCAGAACUACAAUAGCAAUGGGCAUCAUUGGACCAGGAUUGAUUGGAGGCACAUUGCUCGAUCAGCUCAAGGAACAGGCAGCAGUCCUCAAGGAAAAUUCUAACAUUGAUCUUCGUGUGUUGGGUUUAACCGGAUCAAAGACUAUGCUCUUGAGUGAUAUGGGAGUUGACUUGUCGACAUGGAGAGAUCAACUAGAGGAGAAUGGGGAAAAGGCGGACAUGGAGAAGUUUGUUCGACAUGUGCACAACAAUCAUUUUAUCCCAAAUACUGUCAUAGUAGAUUGCACUGCAGACUCAUCUAUUGCAAGCCAUUACCAUGAUUGGUUGCGUCGAGGGAUCCAUGUCGUCACCCCAAAUAAGAAAGCCAAUUCCGGACCACUUGAGCAGUAUUUGAAACUGAGAACUCUUCAGCGACAGUCCUACACGCAUUACUUUUAUGAAGGAACUGUUGGAGCUGGUUUACCAAUCAUUAGCACUUUGCAAGGACUCCUUGAAACUGGGGAUAAAAUAUUACGAAUUGAAGGCAUUUUUAGUGGGACUUUAAGUUACAUAUUUAACAACUUCAAGGGUGCAAGGGCAUUCAGUGAAGUGGUGAAGGAGGCAAAAGAGGCAGGUUAUACCGAACCUGAUCCAAGAGAUGAUUUAUCUGGGACAGAUGUUGCUAGAAAGGUGAUAAUCCUUGCCCGAGAAUCUGGGAUGAAGCUGGAAUUGUCAGACAUACCCAUUCAGAGUCUAGUACCGGACCCACUAAAGGAUGUAGCUUCAGCUGAGGAGUUUAUGGAGGAGCUCCAUAAGUAUGAUCAAGACUUGGCAAAGCAAAGGCAGGAGGCUGAAGCUACUGGAGAAGUCUUGAGAUACGUGGGAGUAGUAGAUGUUGUCAACCAGAAAGGAACAGUGGAGCUACGCAGAUAUAAGAAGGAGCAUCCGUUUGCCCAACUUUCUGGAUCUGAUAACAUAAUAGCAUUCUCAACUCAGAGGUAUGAGAAGCAGCCGCUGAUUGUCCGUGGCCCUGGUGCUGGGGCUGAGGUGACAGCUGGUGGAGUAUUCAGCGACAUAUUGCGCCUUGCAUCAUAUCUUGGUGCGCCAUCGUAAGUUCAAUGACAGCUGAUCUUGAACAGGACGAAGGGUUAUACUUAAACCAGUUUAGGCCUGCCUUUUUGUGUCUCUUCCCUGUCCAAGCCCGAGCGUCUGAUACCCGGACACGUUUCUGUGUCUGUAUUCCCAUGAGAUUUCGUGGCCUCAAUGAGUGGCAUAACUACUGUAACUUCGUAAGCAGAUCAUGUUGAGUAAGUCUUCCUAGUGAUGUUUGAUGGUUUUAAGAUCAAGUACUAAGUAACUGUGUAUUCAAAGAUGACUAAGAUAGUAUGAGGUAUCCUAGAGGAAUGGGGUUGUAUGUCUGGCUAAUUCUCUCUUUGCAUAGUAGAUAAAAGUUCAAUAUUUCUUGACAGGAAUAUGAAUUUGCAUGUAUAACACGAUAUUAUGCGCAAUGAAAAUGGUAUUGCUGCAGAAAUUGCAGUCAUGAAACCUCAA
This is a messenger RNA of Salvia splendens (bonfire salvia), 3272 nucleotides long. Its product is annotated as bifunctional aspartokinase/homoserine dehydrogenase 1, chloroplastic-like. Gene Ontology annotation, molecular function: aspartate kinase activity; NADP binding; homoserine dehydrogenase activity. NCBI's taxonomy places the organism in Eukaryota, Viridiplantae, Streptophyta, Magnoliopsida, Lamiales, Lamiaceae. Gene Ontology annotation, biological process: L-homoserine biosynthetic process; aspartate family amino acid biosynthetic process. The record is from RefSeq and is a predicted model, not a curated record. Bases 93 to 2834 code for a protein of 913 amino acids. The transcript is spliced from 18 exons.